GUUGCGUUUCGUUGUUGUUUGGUUGUGCGAGUGAUGUUUGCGUUGCAAAAAGAGCUAAAAAUUUAAAGCCAAAUCGGUGAACUUUUUACGGCCGCGUCCUUUUUCGUCUUCUGUCCGGCAAUAAUCGGUGGUAAUUCUUUGUUGCUAACAGUUCGGAUCGGAAAAUUUCGUGAACGUAAAAUGGCAGUGAAUGCUUUGGAAGCAGCAGUGAUAUUUUGAUGAGCAACAUUUUAUCGAUCGAUUGUCCACACCGCUCCUGCUGCUGACGCAAAUCUGUCAACGUACAAACAAGAGCCACACAGAAACGGGAGGGGUCAAGUAGUGAAAAUUUUGGAUUUAUUUGAUGUGUUUCCUGAAAAUAACAUACCAAGGUUGAAGGAUGCUUCUGUGCAGUCGGUAUGCUGAGUUUGUUUUGCUGUGAUGAUGGUUUAAGCUAUACCUAGUGUCCGAUCUAAGUAAGAAGGGUGGAGGCAAAUUAGUUAUACAAAGCAGGUUUAUGACGAAGAGAGCAUAGCGCCUCGGAAUAGUAGUUAUCGGUUCGCAAAUUGGCCAUAAGAAAACUAAUUAUCCACAUCCAGACGUGCAGGUGAAUAGAUUAUAAAACGCGCACAAGGGGGUCCAGGAGACCAGGUGAAUCUACACAGCCACAGAUAGAGUGCAACCAAAUCGAGCGCGAAAUGCGGCGAUAGGACCCAGUCGUGUCGUGACGGGACGCAAUGCUACACCGGAAGAAGCCCUCAUCGCAGCGUAGUCCACCCGCGGAUAGGACUGCGUUCAAAACCUGAGUACCUACUGCACUAACUACUUUCGAGAGCAAUUUCAAUUACCUUGGUGCAACUAUCGCGACGUUAGGUGUAGAAUGGAAAGCUAGCUUUAGAUCAUUAGUGAAACGAACUGACAAGUGAUAACAGGUGAAAUCUCAGCAAAGCUGUUCGUGGCAGAAUACGAUUGAAGUUGCAACAGUGAGUUAAUACAAGUACAACAAGAACGUGGUAAAGCGACAACACAGCAAGUUACCGGAUACUGCAAAACAUAAGAUGCUGAACUCCACCUCCAAGCAUUUGCUGCAUUGUGCGCUGCUCGUCACGUUAGUGGUUGUGUUCCUAGUAUUUACGGGAGGUAUCAAAGUAAACGAGAACAGCUUUGUGUCGGUUGAUCCUUGGGAGGAAUAUGGCACGAUACCAACGCUACUGCUAUACAUGCUGCGGUUGCUUACGUUCCUGACGCUACCCCAGGUGAUAUUCAAUUUACUCGGACUGGUGUGCUACAAUGCCUUCCCAGACAAGGUAGUGCUAAAAGGGUCGCCUUUGUUGGCACCAUUCAUAUGCAUUCGGGUCGUAACCCGUGGCGACUAUCCGGAUCUAGUCAAAUCCAAUGUGAUGCGUAACAUGAAUACAUGUUUGGAUACCGGGCUGGAAAACUUCCUGAUCGAAGUUGUUACCGACAAGGCAGUGAAUCUGCUUAAGCACCGCCGAACGCGGGAGAUCGUUGUCCCGAAAGAUUACAAAACGAAAACCGGUGCCAUGUUCAAAUCGCGCGCCUUGCAGUACUGCCUGGAGGACACGGUAAACGUACUUAACAACAACGACUGGGUGGUGCAUCUGGACGAGGAAACACUACUAACCAAGAACAGUGUGCGGGGCAUUAUCAACUUUGUCCUGGACGGGAAGCAUCCCUUCGGGCAGGGGCUGAUUACGUACGCCAACGAAAACGUCGUCAACUGGCUGACGACGCUGGCCGACAGCUUCCGUGUUUCGGACGACAUGGGCAAGCUGCGGUUGCAGUUCAAAAUGUUCCACAAGCCGUUCUUCAGUUGGAAGGGCAGUUACGUCGUUACUCAGGUCCACGCCGAGAAGGAGGUCUCGUUCGACAACGGAAUCGACGGUUCGGUGGCCGAGGAUUGUUUCUUUGCGAUGCGAGCGUUCGCCAAGGGAUACAGCUUCAACUUCAUCGAGGGUGAAAUGUACGAAAAGUCGCCGUUCACCUUGCUGGACUUCCUGCAGCAGCGGAAACGCUGGCUGCAGGGAAUCCUGCUGGUGGUGCACUCGAACGCGAUCCCGUGGUACAACAAAUUUCUGCUUACCAUCAGUGUGUACUCCUGGGUCACGAUGCCCCUGUCCACUUCGAACAUGAUUUUCGCCGCUCUGUAUCCGAUUCCCUGUCCGAACAUGGUGGACUUUCUGUGCGCUUUCAUCGCAGGCUUCAACAUCUACAUGUACGUUUUCGGGGUGAUAAAAUCGUUCUCCCUGUACCGUUUCGGAGUGGUUAAGUUCCUCGCGUGCGUCCUGGGAGCACUGUGCACGAUCCCGAUCAAUGUUAUCAUCGAAAACGUUGCCGUCAUCUGGGGUCUCGUCGGGAAGAAGCACAAAUUCUACGUCGUACAGAAGGAUGUCCAUGCACUGGUGACUGUUUAAGUCUGCCUUUACACGACUACCGGUGGUGGUCAGGUUUUAGGAAAAGGUCGCGGCCGAUGAAUUACUUCGAUUCACUAUCUGAUGACGAUAGGCUCUAGCGGUAUUAUUUACCAUUACUAGGCAUUAGAACUUUUCUUUUCAUGUAGCUGUGUAAGUUAAGCAGGUUAGCUGUUGUUAUUAUUACCUGUAAAUUUGAUAUGAUUCAGUAUUUUCUCUGAAUUACCAAGAAAAGGUAUAGUUUCGCGCGUUGAUAGAAAAGUCUUGUACUUUUGUUUGUUGUUCACACUCAACAAACUUGCUACAUACAAGUAUAGGUUAUACGCGUGACAAAAAGUGUUUGUUUUCAUUCAACCUUCUGAUAACCGAGGGUACGUAGCUCAUCACGGAGUUUACAAUAAAAUAUUGAUGGUUCUUGGCAAUAUCGCUUAAUAACGGUAAUGGAAAUUUAAUUGAAAGGCUGAUAGGGCUUCAUUAACCGGAAAUGUGCAGCAGCAGCAGCGAAACAAACGCAACACUUGAAUUCACACGCUGUUGUCACGCCAACCAUCUAUUAGUAGGAUAAUAAAUGCAAGCUGACCGGUAAUUUAACUUUUCAAGGCCUACUUUACCUACAAUGAGAACUAUUCGGAAAACUACUCCAUUUUUAUAUGACACAAGUCUCAUACCUACUGAUUGGCUUGUAAAUCACAAACUAAGAAAUUAAGCUAGGCUCAAAUAAUUUAUUUGUUAUGACCUACUACAGUCUUUUCCAUUGCGCCGUUUUAGAAAUGUUUCCCAAAUACAUCUUAAAUAAAGCAUAAUUUUGAUAUCUUCACCAUUGGAACAAAUUUGAAAAAUGUUUUCUGGGGGAAAAUUUUUCAGGUUAUUUUUCGUACAUCCUGAUAUCCAUUCUCUGCUAUUGAAAUUUAGAAUUGAUUCAACCAGAAAAAAGGGAACAUCAGCGUAAAGGCACAGUCUACAUCCGUGAUGAGUAACUUUCCCUUUUCCUGUAGUGUAAAGAGCAUGCUAAUGUUUAGGUGGAAAAUGCGAUAUGCGAGAGGGCAAGGAAACGCUAAUGAGAUUUUCAUGGUUUGUUAUUUAUUUUACCUGUUUAUUUCGUGUAUAAUUGUUUACCAUAAAUUAGAACGUUAAGUGUACAUUAUAUUUGGGAACUGUGUUCUCUGGUCGAGUGGAUUGAUAUCAGCAUCACUGAAAUAGACAGAAAUUACACUCAUUGGAAGGAAACCUUUGUGCUAAUUCAAAAGAGAUCCUUUGUAAUUUUAUCCUGAUCUAUCUUAGCUAAGCAUCACAGAGGGAGCAAAAACUGAACAGGUAUUCUGUUUGCAAUGAUUUCAGUCAUCAAAAGAAGCAUGAUAGAACUUGAUAAUCACAACCAAUUGUUACUGUUUCGUAGAAAUCACUGCUUGUACGCCACAUAAUUUAUUAAGAUUAAACGCUUGUUCAGAUUGCGCGCCGAGAACGUUUAGCUACUAGUUUAGUACGAUGAUAACAGAAAACAAAUUACUCAUAUUAGAACAAAAUUAUGAACAGAAUAAACAUCCACGUCCACACACGUUGUUCAUUACCUAUUAACAAGAUACAACGCUAGUAAUGACAGAAUAAAUAUUAUUAAUAAAAACGGAAAACCAAACAAAAAUCUUCAAAAAAGUAAGCAGCAUUUAAAUUAGUGAAUAAUUGAAACUGUACUAUUGGAUAUAGAGAUAAAGUAAAACAAAAAAAAAACUUCAGCAAAACAAUCUAGAAGUUAAUACCACAACAACACAUGCUAAGAAAAAAGUAAUUCCAAGGUCGUCGUCGUCGUCGGUGAUGUUUUAAAGAAACAGCUUAAGAGGGGGAUUGUUUCUAUACAUUUUUCUAUAGGGACAGCCAUUUGAUAUGAACAAAUAGUAGAAGUAUGAAAACAAAUAGCAGCGCAAAAAUAACACUUUGAAAACAGUCGUCGCAAUAAGCUAGCAAAAGCAAAACAGAAACAGAAACACACGCAAAUGUUAUUUAUGAUCUAACCUUCAAAUGGAACUGGCGGUAAAAUUAACAAAUAAAAUAAUUGCGA
Messenger RNA from Sabethes cyaneus, 4464 nucleotides. RefSeq names its product beta-1,4-mannosyltransferase egh. The coding region runs from base 1038 to 2414 and encodes 458 amino acids. The transcript has 4 exons. Gene Ontology annotation, cellular component: cytoplasm. The record is from RefSeq and is a predicted model, not a curated record. Gene Ontology annotation, molecular function: beta-1,4-mannosyltransferase activity. NCBI's taxonomy places the organism in Eukaryota, Metazoa, Arthropoda, Insecta, Diptera, Culicidae.